AUGCCCAUCCGCGGCCCUAUUUCAACCAAACUUUACAAAAAGGACGUUGCCGAGACCCUUCGAGUCGGGCCCCUGACGAUCCGUGUUUAUGAAGACGGCUCCUUGACUGAAAACCGGGUCAGCGCCGUACUGCUCGAGUUACCAGCCGGGACGAGCGGCCCGCCUAUGCACUGGCACCGAUUCCAUGACGAGUUGUUUUUGGUGACAAAAGAUGGCGAAGUGACGGCCGCAGCGGGAGAUCUCAUGACCGUUCCGCCGGGUGCUGUGCACACGUUCAAGAACGCGUCCGAGACGGAGGCCUGCGAGUGCCACUAUGUGGAUUACUUCCGGAUGUUAUCCAAGGCGACGAAAACUGGCAACCAGCUCGGCCCGGCUGAAGUCGAACAUUUUAUGGCCUUGUUUGGAACGUUUCCACCAAGUGUCGAGUCGGAGCCCUAG
Messenger RNA from Dichotomopilus funicola, 438 nucleotides. RefSeq lists its product as uncharacterized. The transcript has 4 exons. Bases 1 to 438 code for a protein of 145 amino acids. The record is from RefSeq and is a predicted model, not a curated record. Lineage: Eukaryota; Fungi; Ascomycota; Sordariomycetes; Sordariales; Chaetomiaceae.